GAACGCCUUUGAUGAUCAUGUUUUUCUAACAAAAUCAUUUGUUGAAUUGAUUUUCUUCUUCGGAAGUUCUUUAUAGUAAAUAAUCGAUGACAAUCCAUUGAUAUAUAGCAAUGGAUUUUACAGCAUUAGAAUUAGGUCUUCGUAAUCGACAAUUAUUACAGGUAAAAUGUUUUCUACGUAUUCAGAUUGAAACAUUUCGUUAUUUUCUUAAACAAGAUCUAUGUAAUUCAACCAUAAAUGAACAGGCAAUAUCAUUGGAAAGAUUUUUUCUUCAUGAUUGGCAAAAUGUUGUUAAUAAAAUCAUUUCAUUCGCAACCAUACAGAUGAGCGGUGAUUAUGCGGCAAAAAUAUUCUCCAUUCUUUUAUAUCGAUCAUUAAUUCAUUCAUGUAAUCAGCUUAUAUUGACUGUUUCGUCUAUUCAAAUCGAUAAUAAUGAUGAUAAUAAUAAUGAUAAUGGUGACAAUGUUUUUAUCUGUACGGAUACAUCAUCACGAUCAUUACCAACAUCAGCCACAAUAAUUGAUGGAAAUUCAAAAAAUGAAAAUUCAUUAUACGUAGUAAAACAAAGAAUCUUAUUACUUUUGAUCAAACAAAUCAAUUCAAUGCGUGAUUGUCUUGAUCAUCGAAUACAAUUGAAUAAUACACUUUUAUCGUUUGAAUCAACAAGUUUGAAAGCAAUAAAAUCAAAAUCGAUUGAUGAUUCAAAUGAUCAUGAUGAAUCAUUAACAACAAUGCUUAAAACAAUCGAAGCUUUAUUGAAAACAUAUGGAAAUGCACAUAGAUUUCAAGAAUUAUUUGAACGUUCAUUACAGAAUGGUUCGAUACCGUUGUUUGUAUGGGCUGUGAAAAAAUUUGCUCAACAAUCAAACAGUACUUAUGGUGAAAAAUUGAUUCAAUGGAAUAUAAUUGUCGAACGUAUUGUUCAAUAUACAGCAACAAUAAUUGCCCGACCCGAUUCGCUAGUGGAUGAUCAAUUGAUUUCGGAAAUCAAUUUCUAUCUAAUACAAACUGGUCAUCCUGUUUUUGAUAUUUUAUAUGCAUUGUUUAUACAAACUUCGGAUUCUAUUAUUCGACAAAAAUUGUUACAUAUUUUUGCUAUUUGUUUAGCCAAUUCAACCGAUGAUGAUGAAUAUUCUAAUGUUCGUUUAAUUACUUCAAAUGUUAAUUUUGAAAAAUUUCGUCAACAAUUUGGUAAACAUUUUCAAAAAUUAUCCAUAAUGGAUUUGUAUAUUUUUUGUUUUCGACCAAAAAUUCUGUUAAUUAGUGAUGAAGAAAAAUUAGAACUUGCAAUCGAAUGGAUUAUUAACAUUGAUGAUUCGAAUGAUAAUGAACAAAAUAUUCGAUUAUCGAAAUCAUUUUUAUUACCAAUUUUGAAUGAAUUAACAAAACAUUCACAAAUGUUAAACGAUUGGAAAGAAAUGACAGCCAAUAAUUAUGAACUAAUUGUUUUUGAUCCAUUUCGUCAACAUAUUUUUAUCGAAGAUAAUUUUCAAUCAUAUAUUGAUGCAUUAUCCGUAUGGCAAUAUCUAAUCGAUAAUAAUGAUACAAAAUCAUUGAUAAAAUGGAUCGAAUCGGAUCAAAUUAUUCGACCAUAUUGUAGCCAAAUUCGUCCAUUAAAUCUAACAAUGUCAAUUCAAAUGUGUAAAUAUUUACUACAACAAUCACCAUCAAUUCUUUUAGCCGAUAUUUUUUUCUCAUUGAUUUCGAAUCCAUAUUUUUUCAAUCAAUAUGAUUUUAGUGAUUUAAUGGUCGAAAUUUUAUCUUUGUCCAAUUUUCUUCGAAUUAUUGGCCAAACAAAUAUUCUUUUCGAUCAUAUAUCUUCUGUGAAUAACACUUAUUAUGGUAAUGGCUGUGCUAUUUUAGAAAAAUUAUUAAAUAAAGUGAUAAAAUUUCCUCAAUUAGUGCAAUAUUGUAUUGAAUCAAAACAAUAUGAAUUUCUUUAUCUUCUCUAUAAUCGAUAUAAAAAUGAUUUUGAUAUUUUUUUCUCCGAUUCUCAAAAAUUAUCAUCAAAAUCUAUGUUGGAUGUAUUGAAUUUUAUGCAUCAUCUUUGUCAUUCAAAUAAUGAAAUGUUUGAAAAAUCAAUAUUUGUUCAUCAAUUUUUAGUUAAUGACUCUGCAAACAUAAUUAAUCAUUCAAAAUCAUUUGAUGAAAAUGUUCAAUUUUUAAUCAAAACAUUUGCAAAUGGAUCAAUCGAUUUGGAUAUGAUUUUAUUGAUUAUAUCAUCCUGUUCAAAAUAUGGUUUUGAUGAAUUUUUCAAUACCUUACAUCGACAAGAACCAGAUCUUUUCAAAACAUUUAUCAAUAAACUUAUGACAAAAUAUCCACUUUUUUAUCGUGCAUCCAUUUUUCAACAGGAAUCCAAUUCAACAUCAUCAUCAUCAUUGAAUAUUUAUACAUUUCUUCAACAGGCUAUACCUUUUGUCGAUAUUGGUCAUGUAUUUGAAUGGCAAACAAAUCGUUGUCUUACAAAAUCUACUAACAAGAAAAAUGAUUCCGAUUCAAACCGAAAUGAAAUGCCACAUUUUUCACAGAAAAAUCUAUCCGAAUUAUAUGGUUUUAAAUCCAAUUUGAAUGCAUCAUUUUAUCUAAAAAAUCUUCGACUAAUUGAAGCAUUUUUAACGUUCAGUAAAUUUAUGUCUGCCAAUGGAAAAUCUCGUGAUCAUCGCCAUUCAAUCAAUGAAAAAUUAUCGAUUAAAGCAGUGAAAAAAUCAACAAUCAUUGGAUAUAAUAAUAUUAAUAAUCAAUCGAUAGUUAGUACUUGUCUUCUGUUUCAAUCGUUAAUUAAAUCCACAUUGACAUCCGUCAAAUAUAAAUCAUCAAGUCAUCGAUCUUCGAUUCGUGAAACAUUGGACAAAAAUAUUUUCAAUGAAUGUGAAAAAUUUCGUUUACAUUUAGCUUUGGGAAGAUUAAUUAUUGAAUAUGCUGGUGAUUUUCUUGAUCUACAAGGUGUACAACAACAACAGAAUGUUUUAGCAUCACUUUUACGUCGAUCACAUUUUCAAUCGGAUCGAAUUUGUUCACAAAAAUUAUUGGAUUUAGCUACUGUUGCACUUGAACGAAAAUAUUCAUCCAUACGAAAAUCAUCAACAAAAUUUAAACGACAACAAUCAAAUCGAUUGUUAGAUGUAAAAUUAUUUUCAUUGUUUAUCGAAAAAUCAAGUAAAUUUAUGAACGAAGAUGAAAAUGAUAAAGAACCAAUUACAUCGGUUGUACCAAUGAUUGAAUCAUCUUGUAAUCUAUUGAUUGAAUGUUUUGAAUGGAAACCAUUAUUUAUGUUUGCCGGUCAUUAUUCAUUAAAACGUCCUUUUGGAACUUUUCUCAAUAAAUGUACUAACGAAGAUAAUUGGCUUGCAUUUGUUAUAUUUGCACAGAUUUAUGAAAUUCCUAAAGAAGAUCUUCAACAAUUUUUAUCACAAGCUAAUUUUAAUAAUCAAUGUAUUGGUGAACAUUUGACCAAAGCAUUUCAAAGUUCUCGACAUGUAAAUGUAACAACAUUAAAUGAAACUGAAUCAAGAAUUUUACGUUCCAAACAAACACCCGAAUCUUCACGUAAUGUUUUAUAUUCAAAAUUGUUCAAAGAGAAAACUAUUCCAAUUGGAUCACCACCUACUACUGCAACUCAAAUCGAUAAUUUAGCUACAAUCGAAUCAGAUAGUCCAGAAAAUUUAUCAUUAUUUUCAUCAUCAAUGUUAAGUAAAUUAAGUGGUGAUGAUAUUAGUUUACAGAAACGUUCAAAUAAUGUACAGGUUUUAUUUGAAUCCAAAUUACAAUUACAAACAGCAUCGAAAGAUUUUCUUCAACUUAUUCUCAGUAUUUAUCGUAAUUGUGUUGGUUUUGCUCAUUAUCAUCGUGAUGGAUUAUCAUCUUUUUCGAUUGAAAAAUCUUUUCAAAUUACAUUACUUUAUACAUCGGUAUCAUUAUCUAAUCCGGUGCUUGCAUUGUUAGCCUGUUCAAUGAAUAUUCAUAAUCAGCCAACAUCAUUAUCGAAUAUUGGUGUUAUUGGCAAAACAAUUCCCUCAUCAUCUACAUCACCAAUUCAAUCACCUAAAAAUGAUCAUAAUCAAUCAUCAUCCAAAUGUUCAAAUGAUUCAUCAUCAACAGGAUUUGAUCGUUUUAAAUAUCCAUCAUUUGCAUGUUGGUUACUUGCAAGUGUAUCGACUACGUCAAAACAAUCAUUCAUUGAUUGGUAUUGUCAACGAAAUUCAUUAAAUCCAACAACCGAUUCAUUAAUUGAUUGUUUUAUUCAUUGGUCACCUGAACGAAUGUUAAAUUUAAUCAAUAUACUUACAUCGAAUGAUACUAAAAAUUAUCAGAAAAUUCUUCAAGGUUUUAAAUUAUUUGAUAUUCAAAUACCGAUUCUAUAUACAUUAUUGGAAUUUCUCAUUGAAUUCCUUGUAAUGAAAGAUUAUUAUCAAACAAAUAAUCUACUACAACGUUUUCAAACAUUAUUAGCCGAAUAUAAUGAUGAAGAAUUUAAUCAAAAUGAUUUAAAUAAAUCAUCGACAAUUAGUGAUUCUCAUGAUGAUAGUGAUGAUAAUGAUGAAUGGCAAAUUUCUGAUUUUUUUCAACGUAGCUGGAUUGAAAAAUGUUCAUUAAUAAUGAUUACAAAUUCAUUAUUGAUUGCACAACAAUUUGAAUUAAGUAUUUUACUUAGUCAUUAUAAUUUUGUUCGAAUACAGGAUUCAUUUUCAUUGGAAAUUCAUCAAUAUGUACCGGAUAUACGUCGAUUCUAUUUAUUUAGUCAAUGUUUGAAUAAAGUACCGGAUUAUUCAUUACCGAUUGGACCAUUACUUUCGAUCGAAGCAAAUACUAAUGAUGAAUCACGUUAUGGUGAAGUAUUGAAAACAUUAAUUCUACAGCUACAACAAUCUGGUCAUUUUGAUGCAGCAAGAAACAUUAUCAAUUUAUUAACAAUUGAAAAUACAAAUGAAUUUAUUAUCAAUGAAUGGAUGUUGAAAGCAAAACAAGCUGAAUCUGAAUCAUCUAAUAAUAGCAAUAAUUUUGAUAUAACAUUUUGGAAAGAUUGUUGGUCACAGGUUAUACGUAUUGAUCCAUCAAUGCAUUCAGCAUUUAAAGUAAUGGAACGUUUUGUUCAACAAUUAGAACCAAAUCAAUUGUUAAUUAAAUGUUUUGUAUUGCUUAAAUGUUUACUUGCUAUUGAAACUAUAUUGAAUGAUAUGAUUAAUGAAAAUGAAUCGAUUAAUAAUAAGAUGAUCAAUUCGACCAAACAACAACAACAACUACCAGAUGAUGAUUCAACCAUCAGUAGUUCGAAUGCAUCAUCAAACAAUAGUGUUGAAUUAAUACAGGAUUAUUUUAAUUUUGAAUUAACAUUUUGGAAAUCAGUUAUUGAUUGUGAAAUGUUUAUACAGUCAAUGGAAACAAAUUCAUCCGAUAUGAAACAUUGUAUUGAUAAAAAUGUAAUCACUGCUUGGCAAGAUAUAUGGAAUGAUAUUGUUCAAUAUUUUAGAAAAUCUAUGAUUCAAAAAUCAAUUCUACCCAAAUUAAUCGAACGUUUUCCUAAUAUUUGUCGUAAUAUUGAAAAUCAACGUUUAAAACAUUGUCAAAUUGAUAUCGUUGAACAUCAAUCAUUAAAUCGUAUAAUUGGUAAUCUAUUGGAUUAUUUUUGCUAUACAAAAGCUGUAGAAGUGGCCAAACUUUUUGGAUAUAAUCAUGAUGAUUUUGAUAUUAUUCAAACUUGUAAUCAGAUAGCAUCGGGUCAAUUAAAAGAUAUAUCCGAUUCACCAUUAAGUGUUCAAUUGAAAAUGAAAAAUCAAGAUGAAAAUUGUUCAAAUUCGAUCGGAAAAUUUACAAAAGUUACACUAAUAUCUGGUAGUAAUCUGACCGAUGAUCAAAGAAAAAUUAUAACAAUGAUAGAAACAUUGGCCAGUUUUACAACAAUUGGAGAGAAAUUCUGUGAAUAUAUUCUUUUACAUUAUAAGAUUGCCUGUUUUCUACAUAAAUCAUAUGAUGAACUAAAAGAUUCUGAUGAAUAUACUAAUCCAUGUCAAUUAUUAGAUAUGUUAUUUUCAUCCAAUCAAAUCGAUGAAUCAACAAUGAUUAUCCAUAAUGAUGUCAAUCAUUUGAAUCAAUCGUCAACAGAAAUCAAUGAUAAUUUAAUGGAUCAAAAUCAAAUGUCAUUAUUGAUUGAUAAUUAUUCGGAAACGAUAAUGUGUGCAAAAGAAUUCAUUCGAAUUAUGGGUCGUAUUAAUGAUCGACUUGCGAAUGAAGAAAAAAUUGUUGAUUUAUUAGCCGAAUUUGUUUAUAAUGAUGUACAAAGAAUUGUUGAUCGACAAUUUAAAGAUUGGGAUGAUCCAUUCAAUGCACAGUAUACAUUGUUUACCGAGAUUGAAUUAGAUCGAAUUCAACUAGAAUUUAAUUCGGCCAGAUUUUCCGUACUUAAUCGUCUAUUAAGAGAACCAUAUCUACUUGGACAUAAACUAUUGGAAUGGGUAAAAAAAUCUAAAACAAUAUUUGAAAAUGAAUGGAAUGGUUUUAAUCAUAUGGAUACAAAUGUUGAUGGACAACAAACUGUAAUACAUCAGAAAACUGAAAAAGAAAUUCGUUUUAUUUUGGCCAAACGUAAAUAUUAUGUACAGAUUGUUGAAUUAUAUAUUCGUGCACAUGAAUCAUUCACUGCUCAAUGUGAUGUCGGUGGUAUUGCAUUGGUGUUACGAAAAACUCGUCUAUUAAUCACACAGGAACUACGUCCAGCUCGUUAUUUUCAUCUUAUCUUACGACUUUUAAGUGGUAUUGGUCGAUAUUCCGAAAUGACCUAUUGUUUUGAUUUGUUUCGUGAAUGUGAUCGUUUUGAAUUGAUUCUUUCGAAACGUGUACAAAGGACACCACAAUUACGGAUCGCAUUGUUAAAUUAUCUAAAAAAUGCUGAACAUAUUGAUGAGUUAUUACCAUUGGUUGCUAUACGAUUUUUUCUUCACCGGGAAAUGGCCGAUCAACAUCGUAACCGUGCAGAAAAAUUAUUGCUAGAAACAAAUUUCAAUAAUUUACAUUCAUCACCGAAAACCUCUACACCAAUACGAUCAUUUACUAAAAAAGUUUCUUCAUCAAAUUCUUUAUCGGAUAUGAUAUCAACAUCACCAUCAUUACCAACAUUUACAUUAUCACCUUCAUUGUUGAAUAUGAAUAAUUCGAAUGCAUUGAAAGAACAACUAGAAGCGAUAAUGUUUGAAUUUCAAGAGGCCGAAAUUAAUUAUAAAGAAGCAUCAUCAUUAGCAAAUGCUGAUUAUUGUUCAUGGCGUGCACAAUUGAUCGCUUUACAAUUAUAUCAUUUUAAUAAAUCAAAAUUCACUGCUCUACAAUCGGAUAUAUCGACUACCGUACCGAUACUAAUCAAUUUAGAUAUGUAUAGAGUUCGUGAUUUCAUUACUCAAUGUAAUCAUUAUUAUGAGGCAUUGAUUGUAGCCAAAUCCUAUCCAGAUGUGAAUAUUGAAUGGGCUGAUCCAUUUUUCAACAAUGCAAUCGUUAAUAAUAAUGUUCAAUAUGCGGCACAAUUUCUGGAUAAUCAUGAAAUUUCUGUUCAAUUUCUUGAGAAAGUAAUCAAACGUUUUGAACUUUUUUCAACUUUAUUUCGACAACAACAGCAGCAACAACAAGCAAUUGCAAAAUCAUCAUCGAAUAAUCAAAUAGCUUCACAAUUAUUUUCAUCAUUAUCAUCAUCACCACUUCCAACAUCAUUCAUAUCAUCAUUAUCACAGAUUCGUUCAGAAAUGGAAUUGCAGAAAAUAUUUCUCAUAUUGGAACAAAUUAUGGAAUCGAUUCUAUGUAAUGGAUGUGGUGUUGGUGGUGGUGGUGGAAAUCCUUCCACAACUAAUGAUACAAAUGAAUCAUCCGGAAUAAAAUUCACUACAACAUCAUAUCUGAAGAUAAAUCUACAUGAUCGUUAUCGUCUUGCUAGACGAUUAAAUUCACGUCGUAUUUUACGAAAUCUAAUGGCAUUGAAUCGUGAAAAUUCAGCUCAUCUUUUAGAUUGGUUAGCACAUCCAGAACGUGUGAAGAAAAAUUUUCAAAUACUGUGAUAAAA
Messenger RNA from Dermatophagoides pteronyssinus (European house dust mite), 8041 nucleotides. RefSeq lists its product as uncharacterized. The record is from RefSeq and is a predicted model, not a curated record. Gene Ontology annotation, cellular component: cytoplasm. Lineage: Eukaryota; Metazoa; Arthropoda; Arachnida; Sarcoptiformes; Pyroglyphidae.